AUGAGCGACGAACCCCCAAAGUCACCUCCGUCCAAGGACGAGGAGGUCCUCGACGACAAGGCCCAGGAAGCGCAGGACGAGGAGCAGAUCCAGCGAACUCUCAGCCAACUGCAGCAAGGAGGAGACCUCGGAAUCAAAUUCGACGAUACCCCAUUCGAUCAAUCUGGCAAGGCAGACGAUGCGCAGGACUUCGAGGACAUCAGCGACGAUGAUCUGCCGGAAGAGGAGGAAGGCGAAGGCAACCCCGCCACUUCCUUGUCCGUCCCAGGCCUGACAGAUGAUGGCGGCACAAGUAACGAUACAGACGAUCUGUUUGGUGAUGGUCCAUCGUCCCCGAUCGAGGUACCCGGCCCGCCGUCCCCAGCGCCUCACGUUCACGACCCCGACAAUGCCGAUGCGUCCCAGUACCGAGAUAUUAACUUCGACCCCGAGCCUGGAUAUGAGGGAGCGAACCAGGAUCCCGAUAUUCCCGCCCCGGCAGAGACGGCAGAAGAUUUGGUUAAGCAGGCGUGGCCGAGUUGGCAAAAGGGUGUUAUCCUGAAAUGGAACGAACUGCUGCCACCGAAGAAGGCGCGAUGGAUCGAAAAGAAGCCGACAAAGAAACCCAAGAUUCUCAUAUUCUCCAAGUUGACUCUGGAUCUUGCGGCUGAUCAAGAGAAGCUCUUCCGCAUUCCCGGAACAGCGACAGCUACGAGAAAGCAGAAGCGCAUCGACGACGACGCACGAGGCCUGGUGACUUGCGCGCAGCAAGAUUCGUCGGAUGAGGCAGAGGCAGAAGAUUUCAAUCUCGAGCAGGAAUCGGACUCAGAAGCCGUUGCGGGAUUCUCCCUUCAAGACAUUGAGAUGGUUUGCGACGACUGGUCGGACCGGAUCGAGCAGACUGAGCUGGACUUCAAGAAUCAACUGGCCCAAGAGGCUGCAGUUGAUGCGGCGGCCGCAGCGUCGCUCAAGCGUGUUCACGAUGAUGCGUUCGACGAUGAAUGGGAGCGCGAAUUCCUGGACGAAGAAGAGGCCAAACCGCCGCCACCCAAGAAGACACGCCCACCGCCACCGAAGGGUCUGCCUGAGAUACCCCGCUUCACUGCACCCUCGUUCGACUCAUUUGAGGAUGUUACCAAGCGUUCAUCUAAGCGCGUCAUUCUGGACCUAAACGACCCGUACCUCAUCUUGGAAGAAGCCGAGUCUCAACGCGGUCCCAAGCGCCAGCGUGUUGAACAAAAGCUCACGCGCACGGCGAACGGUCACCUCAGACCUGAUCUCUCUCAACGCUUUAACAUGUCCAACGACGACGCAUACGAGGCCCUGAAAGAGAACCAUCAACACAAGGUCAGAGCUACUCUCGGCAAUCUUUCUGUUGAACACAGUAUGCCGGCACUCAAGCUGGCGUGGCCAUUCUACAAGGUCAAGUUGGAUAUCAGGAAGGAAGGCUACCAUCGCCCUUACUUCAAGUUUGGCAAGCAUGAGCGCCAGAUGAUCAGGUUCAGCAAACUUGGCUACCACAAGCGGAAGCAGAUGAAGGGGAAGGCUCAUGAGGUCUUCCGGACCACCAAGGACCUGGGCAUCACAGACAACUCGACAGCGGUGCUGUUUGAGUACUGUGAACGCACACCUCCUGUUCUUUCCAACUUUGGUAUGGGUAACAGGGUCAUCAACUACUACCGAAAGAAAAAGGUAGAUGAUGAGGAGGUUCCGCCCAAGAUGGAAAUCGGCGAAUCCCACGUUCUUCUCCCCGAGGACAGGUCACCAUUUGCAAUUUUCGGCGAGGUAGAAGUGGGCCAGACGAUGCCGACUCUACAUAACCAAAUGUACCGCGCGCCAAUUUUCAAACACAAGCCGCGCUCCACGGACUUCCUCUGCGUUCGAAGCUCAACAGGCGUGGACGGCUCCAGCUGGUACCUCCACAAGAUUGACCAUCUCUACGUCGUCGGCCAGACUUUCCCAUCUGUGGAAAUCCCAGGGCCUCACAGCCGAAAGGUAACCAACGCCUCCAAAAACCGAAUCAAGAUGAUUUCGUAUCGCAUGAUGAGACGGAAUGAACACAGCCUUGUCAACCUGUCGGAGGUCACGAAGCACAUUGCCGACUCUACAGACGCCCAAAACAGGCAAAAACUGAAGGAAUUCCUGGUCUACGCCAAACUCGAGAAAGGUUUGUGGGGACUGAAGCCAGGCGAAACCCUUAUGGACGAAAACAGCAUUCGUGCCAUGAUCAAGCCUGAGGAGGUCUGUCUCAUCGACGGUAUGCAGCUAGGCAUGCAAAUGCUAGAAGACGCCGGUUUUGACCCCAAUAACGUCAACUUGGAGGACGAUAACGAUGAGCCUGCUGAAGAUGAUGACGAGGAGCGCACCGGCAAAGGUGGCAAGAAGGCUGCCGAGAAGAACGAAGAAAGACUAGCGGACAGAAUGACACCGUGGAAGACAAGCAAGGCGUUCAUUGAUGCUUGCGCCGGCAAAGCUAUGCUCAAGCUUCACGGACAAGGCGACCCGACCGGACAUGGUCUUGGUUUCAGCUUCAUCAGAACCUCCAUGAAGGGAGGCUACCUCGAGACGGUUCAGAAGGGUGGAUCUCAUACCACGGCGGCUGAUGCCAUGGCUGCCCAUCCGGAUACCCUGCGGAAACAGAACAACGGCCAUGCCUACAACGUCAAGGAGCAAGAGGCCAUGUACAGGAAAGGCAUCCGCGAGAUCUGGGAAAAGCAAAAAGCCAGUCUCGAAGACGGUGCUGAAAAAGAGGAUGAGCUCGUGGUCCCGGCACCAGCAGACGAAGAUGAUCGAUUUUUACCGCAGAGAGCUCAAACCCCCGCACACCAUGCUGAUGAAGGCAUGAGUCAAAUCACUGGACUAACGACCUCUACAAGCCGGAACCAGCGAAAACGACUCAAGAUUACCCGCGAAGUCCACAAUGAGGCAGGCGCUGUCGAGCUGAAGACUGUCAUCAUUGAAGACCCUGUUGUGAUAGACCGAUACAUCAAACGAAAGAAGGAACUCGAGUUGGAGGACAUCAAGUACGGAUCCCCGUCCAGCUUCCCCUACCACGAUCCCAUCUCAGGUCUAUCCUUCAAUCUUGUAGCUCUCCCUACUCACAUAUACGCGUGUCUAGUAUCUAUGAGGGCCGCCCUACCGGAGUUGCUGAUGACGACCACCGCAGACUGGUUGAGUAAGGAGUAUCCUGGCGUUGAUACUGAGCUGUUGAUUGACGUCCUAGCAGAAUUAAUAAGGAGCUCGAACGGCUCAACCGUAACAAGCAGCGACGAAUUGGCCGAGAGCAACAAAAAGGAUUGCAUCGAUCAAAGAACGGCACCGACGCUGGCUCUCCCGAAGCAGAAAGGGUCCCCACUGGCACCACCCGCAAGUGUGCCAAUUGUGGACAGGUCGGCCACAUCAAAACCAACAAAAAGUAUUGCUCUCUCUGUUCUCCCUCAUCUGCCUCGUCCAUCAUCAGAUCUCCCGACUAUGUUCAGGGUUGGGGGAAAGCGGUUCCGGCUCAAGCAAAAGUUGCUGCGGAAGCGUCGGCCGAAACGAGCCCCGCAAAACCCAGUGCCUCGAAAGCAAAGCCGCGAGCCAAAAAAUCAAGAGCCAAAGAGUCUCAAGGCCAAAAGUCACAAGCCCCAAAUCCCCGCGCCGUCCAAGGGACAUCCCAAGGCACCCAAGAUAUCGAAGCCUAAGAAGUACAAGUACAACAAGUACAGCCAUAAACCCUAUUGGCAAAAUACCAAGGCCAGGGUUCUCUAA
Molecule: messenger RNA, 3729 nt
Organism: Colletotrichum karsti
Lineage: Eukaryota; Fungi; Ascomycota; Sordariomycetes; Glomerellales; Glomerellaceae
Product: transcription initiation factor tfiid subunit 1
Exons: 1
Coding region: 1-3729 (1242 amino acids)
Biological process (GO): RNA polymerase II preinitiation complex assembly; transcription by RNA polymerase II
Cellular component (GO): transcription factor TFIID complex
Molecular function (GO): TBP-class protein binding; histone acetyltransferase activity; RNA polymerase II general transcription initiation factor binding
Source: RefSeq, a predicted model, not a curated record